UGUGAUUGAGUGGGCGUGUCCAAAAUCCGUUUCCGGAAACAUGGAGGCUGUCUUGAGUGAUGUGGUAGCCCCUGAAGACCUUUUGAAAUUUGAGAAGAAGUACAACAGUGAGCGGACGAAGGGAGCUGUCUCCAAAGAAACCAAGUUUGAAUAUGCCUGGUGUUUGAUCAGGAGUAAAUACUCGGAGGACAUCAAGAAGGGGAUUGUUCUCCUGGAGGAACUUGUUCAGAAAGCGUCAAAGGAUGACUCCCGGGACUAUCUGUUCUACCUUGCAGUGGCCAACUACAGGCUGAAAGAAUAUGAGAAAGCACUGAAGUACAUCCGCACUCUUCUAAAGAAUGAGCCGACCAACAAGCAGGCUCUGGAGCUGGAGAAGCUCAUCGACAAGGCUCUCAAGAAAGACGGCCUGGUGGGCAUGGCCAUCGUCGGCGGGAUCGGCCUCGGAGUGGCGGGCCUGGCGGGCCUCAUCGGCCUGGCCGUGUCAAAGGGAGCUGCCAAAUCCUAACCUGGGCGCGACUUUCCUGGACUGACCUGCGUUAACGACCAGUCAAGGCUUUUUUUUUUUCGUUUGGCUCAAGCUUGAAGGAUGUGUGAUGACGGUUCAAAGCUGAACAUUUUCUGCAACUCAAGUUUGACGCGAUGCCAGUGAAUAUCAUGUUUUCAUACUUUAACAGGGUUAACAGGCAGUGUUUUGUUCAUCUGGCUGUCUUUUCACACAACAACAGCGUGACACUUUCUCAUUACUUCUCAGUUACCCAAAACAAAUAAGGUGUGGUUCAGAUUUACAAAAAAAGUUGUUUGCACUUCCACCUGACUUUAUUCAUAUUUAUAUUUUGUCCAAAUUAUGUUUCUGGAAGGGAAGUCGUGGUUCGGUUUGUGUUUCGUUGUUUUUGAAUUGUCGAAGAAAGUGCAGAAGAAAAGCGGAGACGCGAUGUCAAGAGGAGCAGAGUCUGUUGUUGGUGAUGCUGUUCGUCUUGGAGAAGGUUGAAAAAAUUAUGAGAUGUUUUCAUCUAUUGAGAAAGCUCCUUUUUUUUCUAAUCUAUCCUAAAUACAUCUUGGAAGAGGGCUGCUGAAAUGUAACAUUUAACAUUUUGAUGCAUCACCAACAUUCACCUCUGCUGCAUUUAAUCAGCUGUUCUUUCAUUCUUGUUAAAUAAAAUAAAUCAAAUAGUGUAA
This is a messenger RNA of Salarias fasciatus (jewelled blenny), 1176 nucleotides long. It is a transcript of the gene fis1, whose product is annotated as fission, mitochondrial 1. The coding region runs from base 41 to 505 and encodes 154 amino acids. Gene Ontology annotation, molecular function: protein binding. The transcript has 5 exons. NCBI's taxonomy places the organism in Eukaryota, Metazoa, Chordata, Actinopteri, Blenniiformes, Blenniidae. Gene Ontology annotation, cellular component: peroxisomal membrane; mitochondrial outer membrane. The record is from RefSeq and is a predicted model, not a curated record. Gene Ontology annotation, biological process: autophagy of mitochondrion; peroxisome fission; mitochondrial fragmentation involved in apoptotic process.